This is a messenger RNA of Phymastichus coffea, 729 nucleotides long. RefSeq lists its product as uncharacterized. The transcript has 3 exons. The coding region runs from base 1 to 729 and encodes 242 amino acids. The record is from RefSeq and is a predicted model, not a curated record. Lineage: Eukaryota; Metazoa; Arthropoda; Insecta; Hymenoptera; Eulophidae.
AUGUUAAGAUUCGUGGUUUUAUGUGGCCUUGUCGCUGCUACCUUCGCUGCUCCAGCUCAAGAACAGCAAGCUUCUUUCCUCGAAGAUGCUUAUAAUCUAUACAACUCGUGCUCUGCAGAAGCUGACAUUGCCGUUUGCUUGAAACUCAAAGCUCUCGGUUUCGUUGAUAGAGCCGCCAGGUCUGCUCAAAUUGAAGUUAUCGAUGGAUUCAAAAUCGUACAGAAUGAAGACGCGAAAAGUCGUGUCGAAAACGCCAGGUCUUUAAAUGAAAUCGAAGCUUCUCUGCCUGUUGAGAUUGAAGCUAGAGAUGCUGCCAUUAACGAUGCUCUCGUCGACAGAGCUGCCCGUUUCCUCACCACUCACACCAUCGAAAUCAGCUUACCCGAGGAAGCCCGAUCCCUCGAAGAAUCUCGUGGCAAGAAGAAAAAGAAGCAGAUCAUGGAAAAUCUGAAAUCCGCCCUUUCGCUUUUGAAACUGAAGGCUGCCCUCUUCCUCCCAAUUGCCAUCAUCGGAUUUAAACUUCUUGUCCUUAAGGCUUUGGUGUUCAGCAAGAUUGCCCUCAUCCUCAGUUUGGUCUUGGUUGUCAAAAAAUUCCUCGAGAAGAGGAACGUGGGUGGUCACGAAAACACUCCCCACGAUGUACCAUACCAUCAUGACGAAUACCACGGCGCCGGAUAUGGACGUUCACUCGAGAUGGCCUACAGUGCUCACAAACCUGCCACCGCCUAA